AGAAGGGUGAGGCGAAACAUGUUCGCGCUCGUCCGGCAGACUGUGGAACUCUUGCAACAGAGCCUGGUUGUUUCAGACAAUUGUACCCAUCAGUCGUCUGGCGGUUUGUUGUAUGGAGCGAUUUGCUAUGAUGUUGGAGGCUGCUGCCCAACUGAACAGUCUCAACAACUUUCAAAGUCCUCUGGAGGUUCUCUAGCAGCGUGAGAGACGCGCUAUGGAUGCUUAGAAGUCUCGUGACCUCGUGUAAUUUCGGCGUAUUGUUUUUCAAGCUGUAUCGCCCGACCAGUGAUAUCGCACAGUCAGCAGCAGUGAGAGGGAUGCCCUCGCAUGUAUAACUUAUUAAAUCAUCUCUGAAAGAA
Molecule: messenger RNA, 359 nt
Organism: Guillardia theta CCMP2712
Lineage: Eukaryota; Cryptophyceae; Pyrenomonadales; Geminigeraceae
Exons: 2
Coding region: 19-204 (61 amino acids)
Source: RefSeq, a predicted model, not a curated record